AUGGACUCAACACACUACAACCCGAGAGAUAGCCCUUUUGUUACAAUUCUCGAUGUCCCUAAAUUCGGAACACUUUACUACAAGAUUGGAGAAGACAAUCCCACAGAAAGUCGGAGCACUUCCGAAGUUGUGGACCUAGCCGUGACAAUUAUGGGAAACCGCUUUUACAACCUCGAUCGGAAAAGGGAUGGCAAGGACGUGAAUCCUGACUCUGAACUAAAACAGAAGUUCUGUCAGGUCAUUGCAAUGAUCAAAGACAAAAUUCCCAGGGAGAAACUUUUCGUGUCACUUAAAGUUCAAGUACCGGAACAGGAAGCCCUAGAGGCGGGGGAGAAAUCCCAAGAGGCGGAGGAGAAAUCCCAAGAGGCGAAGGCGAAAGUCGUGACACUUGAAGUCCAAGACUCGAAGGAGAAAGCUAAAAUCCUCGAAAAGAAAGUCCUUAAGUUCUUGAAUAAGUUCUUGACUGAGUCCUUGGCCUCAAUGAAGCUCGAAAGCGUAGACCUUCCACAAUCAGAAGAGUACAUGGCCAUUCGAGUUGGUGACAAUGGACACGGCAAAUGUCCUCACUGCGCUGCACGGGAAAUCAUGGCCAAGUACAAUGAUUCUCGCCUGGCAUAUGGCGCAUGA
This is a messenger RNA of Colletotrichum costaricense, 627 nucleotides long. RefSeq lists its product as uncharacterized. The transcript has 3 exons. The coding region runs from base 1 to 627 and encodes 208 amino acids. Lineage: Eukaryota; Fungi; Ascomycota; Sordariomycetes; Glomerellales; Glomerellaceae. The record is from RefSeq and is a predicted model, not a curated record.